AUGCACGUCGUCAUUGUUCUCGCUCGCUGCCGAGGAGAGUAUCUCAGGCGCCUGCAAACCCCCCUCUGCAAUCAGCUACUACGGGGAACGCCCCCCUACGACCGCCCGCCAUACCAAAGCGGCCCUCCUCCCCCCGAGAGACCUCCCUACGACCGUCCCCCAUAUGACAGGGGAUACGACCGCCCCCCUCCCCCAGACAGAUACCCCUCCGGGCCUCCCCCGCCAGAGCGUCCGCCCUACGACCGCCCCCCCUACAGCGGCGACCGCGGCUUCGAUCGUCCUCCCUACAACAGCCCUCCUCCCUCCGCGCGUCCUCCCCCCGUCCCUCCCCCGCCUCUUCCUGCCGGCUGGGCCCAGGAAUGGGAACCCAACGCCCGUCGCGCGUACUUCGUUGAGAUCCCUACCGGCCGUUCCCAGUGGGAGUACCCCUACGGCGACGACUCGAGGGAUCUGCCUCCCCCUGGCCCUCCGCCGCCGGCUGGGUACUACAGCAGCCCCCCGCCACCCCAGGAUGGCUACUACUCCCCUGGUCCGCAGGGUGACCCGCAGGGUAUCAGUCCCGAGGAGCAGAAGAAGAAGGAUAGGAAGAACAUGAUGCUGGGUGCAGCGGGUGGUCUGGCCGUGGGUGCGCUGGGCGCGGCGUUUAUUACGCAUGAGAUCGACGAACACAACGAAGACGAACGCCGCGAAAUCGAAGAGGAGCAGUUCCAGCAGCCGCCUGUCUUCCAGGAGGAGGUCAUUGUCGAGCGCGAGGACCCUCCUGAGUUUGAGGCCUACGAGGAGGAUAACUGGUAGUGGUAGUGGUAGUGGUAGUUGUGUCUGGAUUGGGAAGAUAAAUGGAUGGCUCCAGUGCUGGUCGGUUUCGGGUUGUCUAUCUAUCCAUCCAUCUACUUGCAUUUUCGGGAUCUAGCAUAGUGUAUCAAUUGAUUGAUUUGACUGCAUAGCUUUGAUGGAGUGGUUGGAUAAUUUGCAAUCAUUACAUCAUGAUCGUGUGGAGUACUGUAGGAAACUGGUCUAGGUU
Molecule: messenger RNA, 1021 nt
Organism: Aspergillus heteromorphus CBS 117.55
Lineage: Eukaryota; Fungi; Ascomycota; Eurotiomycetes; Eurotiales; Aspergillaceae
Product: WW domain protein
Exons: 3
Coding region: 1-795 (264 amino acids)
Molecular function (GO): protein binding
Source: RefSeq, a predicted model, not a curated record